Messenger RNA from Trichoderma aggressivum f. europaeum, 3678 nucleotides. RefSeq lists its product as uncharacterized. The record is from RefSeq and is a predicted model, not a curated record. The coding region runs from base 1 to 3678 and encodes 1225 amino acids. The transcript has 4 exons. Lineage: Eukaryota; Fungi; Ascomycota; Sordariomycetes; Hypocreales; Hypocreaceae.
AUGGAACAGCAGUUGGAUUGGCAAGAGGGGGGGUCCCAGGGACCCACGACCCUGGACCUUGAUCUGACACACAUGGGAUGUCAAUUCGAGGAAACAGAUAUUGAGGGUAACACCAGUUCCAGCGAGUUGGCACAUACGACGCCGCCAAACUAUGCCCAAAUGGAAGACAGCGAGUCUCGCGUUCAAAUCGCCGACGGGUCGGUCGUGGAGAUGUCAUCGAGCCCCGAGUUACCAAUAGAUUCCUCUAGUGAAGGCGAGGGGGGAGCGAACACUUCUGCUAAAGAGCUUGAACUUCUCAAAGUUGACCGCGAUUGGACUGUGCCAAAACCAAGUGACCCUUGGAGUCACCUUACGCCAUGGCAUCCGGAGUCUCUCAAGCAUUUCCAGAAGUUGUACCGCCAUUUGCCUUCAGCCCAAGUUCCCUCUAACAGCUCCGCGGAUGCCGCAGGGAUCGCCGCUACUCAGAGCGAUUCUGGAUAUGCGUCUAUUCCAAAGGAUGCUCCGGGAGCUACCCCAAAGCUUCAGACGGAAGUGGCUGUUCUAGAAUCUCGCAAUAUUCCAUCAGCAGCGAGUAUAUCGGAACCCAUCAUUUUUCAGAGAGCCGAGGAUACUGGGGAAAGUCAAACAGCUUACUCAGACCAAAAUUCCGAGGAUGCUAGGAGGGCUAAAGAGUACAUUUGGGAGUUCACAAAAUACCUUUACCAACGAAUUGAUCGGCAGCUCACAUCGAUGAAUCUUGAGAAGGCGAUCAAGGUGCUUCCAAAACUGUUGGGAGCAUAUGCUAAAAAGAUGGGCCAGACGUCGCUCAUACAAAUAAAUAGAGACAUAAUGUACUCUGUGUACAAACACCGAAAACUGAUACCCCAGUUGUUGAAGAUCAUCUAUGAAGAUGACCAAGCAGUGAUACGAGAGCCUGACACGGAACUGAUGUCAACAAAUGAUAAAAUAGAUCUACUCUGGAGCAAAGGAUCCGACACAGACAACCCUUCAGAUCCCGAAGGAGAUCUGGAUCUGGUUGCUAGAAUUGACGACGAUGAUGACAGCGACAACAACGACUAUCCACCAGAGGGCGACUUCUCCCAAUACCGCGAUGCGAUUAUUGAACACCCCUCCUUUGAAUGGCUCAUACAAAGGCUCUCCAUUGUGCUGAGUAUCUCUCCAACAGACUCAUACGCCAUGAUGGCUAUUAGUCAGCGUAUUGAAGAAGCUCUGCAUGAUGAUGAUAGGAUAAGCAGAACACGCGCGUUGAAGCCGUUCACGGUGAUGUUCGAGGUCAACUGCGACAUUCUUACAUUUGUACGAGAGCAACAAUAUCAUGAGCUUGCUGCCGACGUGAUACCAAAUGUGGUAGCUUUGACAGGGACUAACGCUACCAACGUACAAAUUGCAUCACCUGAACAAUAUCUUCGAAAGGUAUGGCCAACUAUAGGGUGUCAUCUUUUGGAAACUACUCAGGGAGCGCUACGAGUGUAUGAUCCCGCUUUACCAUUUCAAAACUCAGUAGCAUACACAUACGCAGAUCGCACAAAGAUAAAGGUUUCAAUUGGGGAAAGAAACUUCAGGGUUGAAACAGUCGGCACAGCUCAUUCUAUCGCAGAAAUCGCAGAGCAGAUUGGGUGGCUAGCAGCAACUCUUAGGUCCGGGGAUAGCCAUCCCCAUAUCUCGCUUUGUCGCCCGGAAAUCAUCGGCUUCAACGUCAAAAACAACCGGAAUAUGCAUGCCGAGGAAGAUGAGCUUGGAAAAACUUUUGUUUGUAAAGUGGAAGUUUUUAUUGACGAGAUUGUGCCCAACUUGCCGAGCGUCGACGGCCAAUGCUGGAUGGCAAUGUUCAACAACCCAGUUAUUGUAAAAGGCUAUCCGAUAAAUCCAAGAGAAGGUUCUAUGCCUAUAACCGGAUUGGAAAUGGCUUGGGAAGAUAUGAUAGCCUUCACGCAUACCCCACACCACGCGAUUGUUGGGGGGAAGAUCGUGAUGAAAGGGUUCUCGGAGGCAUUAAUCCCGACCGGAGUUCAUGGAGAUAUCAUCUCUUGGCACUACUUUGUUGACGAAUCUGGUGCUCGUUUCCCAUAUGGAGAUCCUCGUAUACAGCAAGGGAUGUUCGUUCCCUCAGAUCAGCUCGGGGGUACAUGUCGCCACGUUAUCGGAUGGUGUGCGAAUGCGCAGAAUAACAUAGGGUCCCCCAAUGGAAAUUAUGACAUUAAGGGAUCCGGUCUUUCAUCAGGCGGCGGAGGCCUUACCUGGGAGGGGCUUGAUAUCAAUGUGGGUGUCCAAAACUGCGCAACGGUCACUUCGACCUUGAGGAGAGGCAUGAAAGACAUGCCGAUCUGCGAGCCCUCACCGCUUUAUCGAUCCCUUGUUGAGCAUGUCGGGCAGCAUUAUUUCAUGUUGUACGAUGUUGAAGAAAGACGUGGUUACUUGUCUAACGGUCUACCCGUACUCCUUCACCUCGUCCUCGCUUCCCUACGAUGGGGGGAAAAAUAUAAUUCGCAUGACUUUUAUACAGAUGCUAUCGAGCGACUUAAAAAGAUACCUCUUUCUACCCAAGGCACACAGGCGGCAAAACAAAUUCUAUACGAUAGUGCCAACUGGGUCAUCAAGCUUCACUUGGACGAUAUAGACGACUCUACCACGAAAGAUAUUAAUCAUCUCUUGAAAGAUAGAGUGAAGAGUAUUUGUCACCUCUUAGAGGCGGCCAUCGAGAAAGCGAAUAAGGCGAUUACUCAAGGUGCCUUGAAAGGUACGCCAAAGAAUCUCUUAGGCGGAUUCGACUUCAUGGAUAUAGCGGUAUGCAGACCAUUGAAGCCCAUCACAGAAAAGCUUCAAAUUGCGAACCACGGCACUGGGUGGACAGAUCUUGCCGACUGUCUUGGAGCACUUCCUCUUUUUGGUAACAACUUUGGAGAUUUAAUUAAACCAGAAGCAGGGAGUGUUGCAAAAUCCUGCAAUCAAUGUGGAUCUGAACCCAAUUUACCGUCUGGGAAGAAUUACGUGGCAGUAUGUGUCGAUGUCCUGAAAGAGAUUCGCGAAAGGAAUAAUGGGUGCAAGAAUACGACUCCGUGGCCGCUCAUAGACGGCCUCCGCUGUCAUAUUGACAAAACUGAUUUCGAACCCUGUCGGUGCAUCAGCUCUAAUAGGCCAGGCAGUAGCCAUGAUCGGGUUCAAGUGCUCUCAUCCAAAGACAGCUUCCUGGAUACAGCAUCGGCCAAUCCAAAUGAUAUUGACAGUAACGGUGCGGUCAUAUUCGGCCACAAACCGAUUGUCCACAAACGGAAUAAGAACGGAGGCAAUAUAUUCACCCGAAGUAGCCGGAAGACUACGACCAUGAAGAAAGGCUGUUCUCCUGGCGACAGCAUCCAAUUGCAGGUAAUGAAUACAGCGGUCGGGGUGCCUUCGUUAUCCGCAACAGAAGAUGGGAAUUCCGAGGCAAAUGAGAACCAGUUGUCCGACACCGUGAGCUCUGCUACCCCCGAUACUUUCACAUCGUCAGGAGCCAGUGGAGUGGACUCAAAUAAUACUACUAUGGAGCAGCAAAGUCAAACCUCAAACGCUGGGCCUCCAAAGCCAAAACCCGCUGUUGCGACACCACAAAUUGCAUCAGUUGCACCACCAAUAAUGUCUCUGAAAGGAUAUGGUAGGAAAUUAAGAGACAUCUGCCGAAGAGCUUGGGAGAAAAAAUAA